Molecule: messenger RNA, 1136 nt
Organism: Paramecium octaurelia
Lineage: Eukaryota; Ciliophora; Oligohymenophorea; Peniculida; Parameciidae
Source: the annotation of a GenBank genome assembly
AUGAAUUCAUCAGCUGAUUAAAAUUUAGAGGGCUAAGUAAAGAUGUGCCAAAUACACAAUAACGAAAUAAUUGCUGUAAACCUUGACUCUUCAAUAACUGGAAUUAUUACACAUUUGUGUAAUUAAUGUUUAAUUGAUAAUACAAAUAAUAAUAAAGUAUUAACAAUUUUGCAAGCAAAAGAACAAAUAGCAUCAAAUAAGAAAUAAAAGUAACAAAGAAGGAGGAAUGAAAUUGAAAUAAUAUUAACAUAAUUAAAAAACCUGUUUUAAAACAUAGAGUAAUUCAAAUGUAAGGUUAAUACUAAUUUGGAUAAAAUAUCAAAUGAAUUGUCCAAAUAAAUUAAGCUUAAAUUACAAGAAUUAUCAUUAUCACAAAAUUGUUUAGCUUAACAUAAUUUUUGGGAGGAUGUUCAAUUAUUAUCAGAAUUUAUAUCGAAUUAAGAAGAGUAAAUGGAAAUUUACUAUUUGAAUGAAAUGUAAAUUUAGUUUUAGUAAAUUUCAUUUGAUAUAGACUACCUGUAAACAAUUGAAGCUUUUAAAAAUGCUAAAAUGAUAAUAAAUUAAUUCAAUUUAGAUAAUUAAAUUCGAUUAGAGCCCCCAAAAGUUGAAAAUAAUACAGUAAAUUUUUUAUAUAUUUAGAAAACAUUUAGUUUAAGUACACUUUGUAAAGAUCAUAUAAAGGAAGUAAUUUUGUUUGACAUAGAUUCGGAGAAUAUAUUACCAGAAAAACGAUUAGCUUGUGCUUAAUGCUUUAGUAAUGGCACCUCAUAAAAAUAUAAAACGAUUGAACAAAUAAAUGAUUUAUCGAAUAAAAAAAGUAAAAGGUACAAUAAGAUAGACUUGCUAAUCAAUAAGCGUCAAAGAAGUAAAAUAAAUAAAAAAAGUUAAAUGAAUAAAUUGCCUCAAUCAAUAAGAAUUACUAUUAGCAAUUAAAUUUAAUUACUCAUGCAAAAUUUUUCUAACCAAAUACAUAGCCAGGUGAGACUAGUAAGUUUAAAUAAACUCCAUUAAUUUUUUAAAUGAUUAAUCAAGUAUUAUGAUUCUAAUUUUUAGCUGAUAGCCAAAUCUUAGAAAUUAAAGAGCAAUUACAAAAAUUUAAGCGAGGUGAAAUUUACAAUUAGAACAACAGAUAAGAA